CGCCCACGGGGCUUUGAAAAGCGAGCCGCGGAGGCUGCUCUCUCUCCAGUGGCUCCGGCGGAGAUUCUCAGCCAGCCAGGCUGCUGCCUGCGAGCCUGCUGCCCGCCCCCUCUCUGCCUGCCUGCCUGCCUCCUCCUUCUCUCCCUCCCUCCCCGCGUCCUCCCUCCUCUCCUUUCGCUCCUUGCCUGGGCUGACUUGGGCGGCGCGCAGGCUGGCGCGGCUCCGGGCUCGGCCGCCCAUGUGUACUGCUGCUGCGCUCGUUGCCCCGACUCUGGCACCAUGGCCAGCGCGCCCCACGACCCCUUCUACUCCUCGCCCUUCGGACCCUUCUACCGCCGGCACGCGCCCUACAUGGUGCAGCCCGAGUACCGCCUCUACGAGAUGAACAAGCGGCUGCAGGCGCGCUCCGAGGACAGUGAUAACCUCUGGUGGGAUGCUUUUGCAACAGAAUUUUUUGAAGACGAUGCAACCCUAACCCUUUCAUUUUGUUUGGAAGAUGGACCAAAGCGAUACACAAUUGGAAGAACCCUCAUUCCUCGUUAUUUUAGCACUGUCUUUGAAGGAGGGGUGACAGACCUGUAUUACAUCCUCAAGCACUCAAAAGAAUCAUACCACAACUCCUCCAUCACAGUGGAUUGUGAUCAAUGCACCAUGGUCACUCAGCACGGAAAGCCUAUGUUUACAAAGGUGUGUACAGAAGGACGUCUCAUCUUGGAAUUCACCUUUGAUGACCUUAUGAGAAUAAAAACAUGGCACUUUACCAUUAGACAAUACAGAGAAUUAGUCCCCCGCAGUAUUUUAGCCAUGCAUGCACAAGACCCUCAGGUGCUGGAGCAGCUGUCCAAAAACAUCACUCGUAUGGGUCUGACUAAUUUCACCCUCAACUACCUCAGGUUGUGUGUAAUAUUGGAGCCAAUGCAAGAAUUGAUGUCAAGGCAUAAAACAUAUAAUUUAAGUCCUCGAGAUUGUCUGAAAACAUGUUUGUUUCAAAAAUGGCAACGGAUGGUGGCACCUCCAGCAGAACCUACAAGACAGCCAACAACCAAACGGAGGAAAAGGAAAAACUCCACCAGCAGCACUUCCAAUAGCAGUGCCGGGAACAAUGCAAACAGCACCAACAGCAAGAAAAAAGCGGCAGCGGCAGCAGCAGCAGCAAACCUGAGUCUUUCAAGUCAGGUACCUGAUGUGAUGGUAGUCGGGGAACCAACUCUGAUGGGUGGAGAAUUUGGUGACGAAGAUGAACGGCUCAUCACAAGGCUAGAAAACACGCAGUAUGAUGCAGCCAAUGGCAUGGACGAUGAUGAAGACUUCAACAAUUCACCUGCACUGGGCAACAACAGCCCUUGGAACAGUAAACCUCCUGCAAACCAGGAGACGAAGUCGGAAAAUCCAGCACCACAAGCUUCCCAAUAAAAUAUCUGAAGCUGCAUCUACUGUCGCUUUAACAACAGGUUGCAAUUCCUUUCUCCCAGCAUUCUUUACACACUCAGAAAAAAAAACCUCCCAGUUUUCCCACAGAUACAGAACCUAUUUCUAGAUGUACAGCUAUCUUUUUUUAAGUUAGAAAAAUAAUUUAUACGCUUCCAGAUGGUUAUCUUGGGAGCCCUUGCACAUGACAUGAUACUGGCAUUGACCUCAGUGAAAAAAAAAACCUGAACAUAUGAGUAGCACCUCAUGACAAUUUCUUACUGCUAACAUUUAAAUAGAAGGGUUUUCCCUGCCCCCCGCCCCCCAUUACUAUGAUCUCCCUUAUCCCAUGAACGGCCAUAUCAGCCCAUCAGUGCUCAGGAUCUACUGAAAAAUUAUUUUUAAAAUCAUGGUGAAUGAAACACAUCCUAUUUGUUUAUGUUUGUUUGGAAUUUUCUGCUCUAAAGGGGGGUUAAAAUCACCAGAUCUUUUCAAUUUUAAGCAAUGCAUUUUUUUUCUGGGUAGGGUUGGAGUGGGAAUUAGAUGGUAUCAAAAAAGGAGAAAAUUUCCAUAGCUUCCAGGAAGGCGUUUACUAUGAAGAAAAGGUUAGGGUAACUAUCAAAGAUGUCUAUGGGAAGAAUGUUUCAGUAGAAGCAAGUACUAAUAUAUGUCUCAUGAAAUGAACCAAUAAGAGCUUUAAUGAACAAUCAGAUAUUACAAAUUCCAAUACAGUCAGCCCUUUAAAUACACUGAGGUUAGAGGGGAAGGGGGGGGUAUCAGAUGAAAAACCAUGUUUUUCAUCUGACAGAAUCUCUCUAGGAAUGUGACAGCAUGGUCAACUUCUGCUAGACAUUAACCAUAGAAUCAUGCUGGAGGACUUAUAAAUGCCUGGAGAAAUGUUCACUUUAGCAAUCUCUAGGUCCAGCAGCAUAACAUAUUUAACUUCUGGAAAUAAAGUUCACCAUAGAGUUGUACUGGAGGCUCUAGAGCAGUGGUUCCCAACCUGUGGUCUGUGGACCACCAGUAGUACCAAAAAACUAAAAUAUGGUCCACUGCCUCACAAUUACUACACCAUUGCAACGAGAGUGACUGGUGUUGUGAAACCCUCUUAUAGGAGAUGUCAGGAGGGGAGAGGCUGACUACUUACAAAAAGGGCAACAACAAGCCUCCUGACUGCUGCUCCUCCUCCUCCUCCCUUCCCCUAUGCAACACCUGGAAGCAGGUGCGCCUUGGUGUCUGCAUUUUUAGGCUUGUUCCUGGGGUUAUUUGGGAUGCUGAUUCAGAAAAUUGCAUUGGAUAGACCACAUCAGCUCUAGAUUGUUAAAUACGGUGUUUUGUGAGCAAGCAGAUAGCAACUACUGAAAGGCAUAUGUUCUGUAUCAGAUAUUAGAGCUGAUGUGGUCUAUCAAUGCAAUUUUCUGAAUCAGCACCCCAAAUAACCAAACUGAAUCUAAAGUCGACCAAAAACUGAUUCAUAACCCUUUUGAUACUUAUGUUGGAGAGUGGUCCCUGGUCAAAGUGGUCCCUGUUCAAGUGGUCCCUGGUCAAAAAAAGGUUGGGAACCACUGAUCUAGAUAUUCCUAAAGAGAACAUAUUAAUUAAAUCCAAAAAAGUCAAACAACAAAUGUAGAAGGCCAACUGUUUUGUUGUUGUUGUUUAUUAAGUCUUAAAAAAAAUUUAAUGCUUUAAAGUCCCAAUGAGAUGGAGUUAUUAGGGUUCUGGUUCAGUGGAGUGAGUCCAGAGCUGCCGAAGGAACCUGUGGUGCUGCUUUAAAUCAUGAAGCCAAUUGUAAGAGAAAGGUAGGAUUCAGUCUAGCCCUUCACUGUCCCUUCCAAAGAUGGCUGAUUUCAGAUACUUUAAAAGGGAGCAUGCUGUAUUCUUGACUACUGGAUUAGGAAGGGGAAUCUUUUUGGGUUACAAAUACAAAACAUUCAUUGCAGGACCUGUGGCUCCUAAUUUUUGAGGCUUUUUGAGGCCCAAUCCACUAAGUUACAUUGCUUUGCUUUUUAGUUGACUGUUCUCUAACCCAAGUUGAGGUUAUCUCUUGUUUUGCUUCCUCCAGUUAUUGGUGCUGCCUACCAUUGUUCUUCUUCUACUUCUAGCCAUUUCAAGGGUCCACUGCUUUAGCCCUGGCAUUGUAACUGAUUCUGAUUAAUAGUUUUCCAAAAGCACUGAGACAGCUAAUGUCUUUUUCUUUCAUCAAACAUAAUGAAUAUUUUUAUGUGAAGAAAGACAUUCAUUCCCUAUGAGAGUUUACGCUUUGUAAAGUUGCUGUUGAUCUGCAUUUUGAAAGCCAUGUAAUCCAUUAAUCCUGUGAGCAGUUUAAACAAAGACUAUUUUUGUGUUUUUAUUGUCUUUUGUUGUUUGUUUUCACACUAUAUUUCUUGUAUAAUACUUUUGUAAAGCCCUCCAAACUAAUUAUUUUUUUUUAUUCCAGUAUAUUUAUGUGAAACUUUAUAAAAGAAACUAAUUUUUUUCAUUUACAUAUUAAUAUGUUCAGCCCAUCAUGUAAAAGAAGAAAUACAGUAAGUCGGUGUGUUAUAUGAUACAACUGUAUUUUAUGUAUGCUUUGCCAAUACGUGUGCCAAUAAACUGUAUUAGCAAAACCCUUUCGUAUAUUCUUUUCCAACAGAUAAAAUAUAUAACAGAAAGAGAUUACCAAAAUAUAAUACUGGGCUGAUACCUUUUUAAAAAAAUAAAUAAACAAACAUUUCUUCUGAUUAUAGUGGGUCUGCCAUAUCCACAGACUCACAGACUAUGUCAGUAAUUCCCAGCCUGUGGUUUGUGGACCACCAGAGGUCCCCAAGAAUUAAGAUAUGGUCCGCGUUCUCACCGUGGCUACACCAUUGCAACGAGAGUGACUAGUCUUGCAAAAGCCUUUUAUAAUGCUGAGGCAACGAGAUUGUUGUGAGGGGAGAGGCUGGCUACCCACAAAAGGUGCAACAACAAGCCCCUGACUGCUUCUUCUCCUCCUCCUCCCUCCCCCUGAGUGGAGCCGUUCCAUGUGGAGCCUGGAAGCAGGGGAGCCUUGGUGUCUGUUUUUAGGCCUGUUCCUUGGGUUAUUUGUGGUGCUGAUUCAGAAAAUUGCAUUGGAUAGACCACAUCAGUUCUAGAUUAUUUAAUAUAAUCUGAUACUUCUCAACCUUACCGCAGCAUUUGACACCGUUGACUACGAUCUAAUGAUUCACCGUCUUGCCAUGUCUGAAGUUCGCGGUCAGGCCCUCAGUUGGUUCAACUCAUUUCUCUGAAACCAGAGCCAAUGCUUGGAGUAUAUGGAUCAAAUCUCGGAAAGAUCUUCCCUCCUAUGUGGGGUACCCCAAGGUGCAAUUCUCUCCCCUCUUCUCUUCAACAUCUACAUUAGACCCCUUGCUAGUUUGGCUCGGAGUUUCGGCCUAGACUGCUAUCAAUAUGCGGACGACACCCAACUCUUUCUGUGCUUGGAGCCUGGAGCAACGUCAAUACCAGACAAUUUCACCUUAUGUCUGGAGGCUCUGUCGAACUGGCUACGUGCUAGUAGACUGAAGGUGAACCCGGCGAAGACUAAGAUUCUCUGGCAUGGCCGCUCGAUUGGUCUGACCCAUUUGCUACCCACCUUCGAUGGUGCUGCCCUAUCUCCUUCGCCUACCGUUAAGAGCUUGGGUGUCGUCUUGGAUUCGCAGCUGACAAUGGAAGCUCAGGUCGCUGCUGCUAGCAAACAGGCCUUUUUCCAUCUAUGACAAGCGAGGCAAUUGGCACCCUAUCUAUCUGAUGAGGCUCUGGCAACAGUCAUCCAUGCCACGGUCACGUCUAGGCUGGACUAUUGCAACGCCCUGUAUGUUGGCCUUCCGAUGUCUACUACCCGAAAGCUCCGUAUUGUUCAGAAUGCGGCAGCCAGGCUACUCACAAGAACACCCAUGAAAUGCCACAUAACACCAGUCCUGCAGCAUUUGCAUUGGCUUCCAACUGAUUACCGUGGUUUAUAUAAGAUGCUAGUUCUGACCUUUAAAAUUCUUUACGGCCAGGGCCCAUCGUACCUUAGGGAUCGUCUCUCCUUCUCCCAUCAUCGGAGGUCACAACGACCAUCCCAACGCGACUUACUUUAUAUACCGGGUCCUAGAGAAGUGCACUUGGAAAGGACCAGACACAGAGCUUUUACUAUUUCUGCCCCUGCUGUAUGGAAUGCCUUGCCACCCUAUAUGAGAGCCAUGCGUGAGUUAGGGCCUUUUACCCUAGCACUCAAGACCUGGCUCUUUACUAGAGCUUUUGAUCUAGGUUAAUUUUAUCAAUAUUUGUAUGUAUGUUUUUAUCCUUUACAAUUUUAUCUUGUAAAUCGCCUAGAGCAUCUUAGAUGGAGGGCGAUUAAUAAGUAAUUAGAUGAUGAUGAUGAUGGUGAUGGUGAUGAUGAUGAUGAUGAAUAUAGUUUUCUGUGGGUGUCCAGAUGGCAACUACAGGAUGGCAUAUGUUCUAUAUCAGAAACUAGAGCUGAUGUGGUCUAUUCCAUGCAAUUUUCUGAAUCAGCACCCCAAAUAACCAAACCAAAUCUGAAGUUGACCAAAAACUGAUUCAUAACCCUUUUGGUACUAAUGUUGGAGAGUGGUCCCUAGUCAAAGUGGGCCCUGGUCAAAAAAAGGUUGGGAACCAUUGAUCUAUGUAUUCAACCCACCACAGAUUCAAAUGCACUCUUGAAUCUGCAGUGGAAAGCACACCAGCCAUCUGCUUUUGCUUUCAAGUGUUCUUUCACAGGGCAUAGACUGAAGGGGCUUGUCACCAGCACCUCUGCAAGGCAAAGCUUAUAUGUCCCUAUUCAAAAUGGCAUAGACUAGCUGUGGAGAUGGUUGAAGCCCUGGCUGUCAAGUGUGUCACAAGGCUUUCCCAUUUCUGGGGAGCUGACCAGCCACUUUCUUCUGUGAUCAUCAUUUAUUGCACCUUGGAUGUAGAAGUAUAUAGCUAUCUUUUUACCAGAAGUACGGGACCCUGAAUAUGCUCACAUAUGACUUCCAUCAGAUGGGCCUUUUUUCAAUGGCAUAGGCCGGUUCAGCGAUGAUUUAGCCACAAAGCCUUCUGCCUGCCAUCCCAUGAUAUAAUACUACUUCCAGCAGGGCUCCAUGGCUAAACUAUCACGGAACUGGCAUAUGCCACCACAGUUUUCCACAUUGCACAAGUAACAAUGGUGGCCGAUGCUUUCCCCAUAGGAUGAGGUUAUUGGUUAGUCUGGUGAUGUGAAGCAUGGGGUGAUGGGUUCCCCACAUCUCCCGACAGGCACCUCCAGAUUCACCGUGAUCUGUGGAGAUUCUGGCAACCUGUAUUAUAAGGUAGAUAGUGGCAUACUUGACAACUAGGGUUUACAAACCAUUUUCUGAUUAUGCCCUUUUGUCAUCCUGACGAGAUCCUGGAAUCAAUCCACCAUUGGUUUUUGAAGUCAAAAAUAAUGGUAUUUGUCAAAGGACACAAUAGACAUAGAUGGCUUCUGGAUGGUGAACCAAUAGAGCAAGUUUGCACUUUUAUGUAUCUAUGAGUUGUUUUUUCUGAGACCUGUUUCUGGCUCCUACACCAUCAAAGGAGCUCAGUCAGAGCAAGAGACAUGCAAAUCUGCUGCUUAAAUUAACAAAUCAUGUACAACCAGGAUCUUUAGACCCACUUCUUAAAGUAUAUAAGGCUAAGGUUACCCCUCUGCUCUUAUACAGAGCUGAAGCUUGGGGCCUAAACCAGGUACCAUUAUUAAAACAAUCUCAAUCACAGCAUCUGUGAAGCUUUCUGGGAGUUGACAAAAGGACCCCAGUAAGAGCAGAAUUGGGAGUAUAUACAGUUGAUGGCCUAUCCAAAAUUAGGGCAUACAACUACUGGGUAAAACUGAAUGCUAUGGCAAAUGACAGACUACCAAAACUGUGCCUGUUAGACAAAAAAUCAAUAUCAGACCUGUUGGCUAGUUCAAUUCACAAAAUACAUUAGGAGUUGUUGACUUCCAAUUCUAUAUCCAAAUCUCCUAGAAGAACUAGAUCCAAAGAUUGUUGCUCAGUGAAUACUGGAUAUAGAAGCUCUGAAAGAUAUUACUACCCUCAGUAAAGCCGACUCAUUGAAAUGGCUAAGUCGUUUUAAACAUGCUUUUCAAACAGCUUGGUAUCUAAAGACAUAAAAUCCUAAACAACUGGACACAAUGGUCAGACGUGGAAGGUUUAACCAAGUCCCAUAAAAUGAACGAAUUUGUAUCAGUGGAGCAGCAGAGGUAGAAAAUAUCACACAUGAACUGUUUAGCUGUAACUUGCAUAAGAAAGAGAGAGGCCAAUACCUCAGACCAUACGUUAUACAAAAUACACACUGGGAUCCUUAUAUAAAAACUACAUUUUUAUUGUGUUUCAUUGUGUUUAUUGUGUUUUUAUUGGGCAGCCAGAAUGCUAAAAUAACAUGCAAAAUGGCCCUUUUUCUAUAUAAAGCAACUCAGUUGAGAACUGAAUAAUUGGAGAAUAAUAAUAAUAAUAAUAAUAAUAAUAAUAAUAAUAAUAAUAAUAAUCCCCCUGCAGGUGCCACCUUGAUAUGGUGGGGGGGCUUAACUGCUCCAAUGAUGACUCAGUGUAACUACCGGCAGGUCCAACCAAGCCAGAGAGGCCUCAACUGAGGAGCAGAACUAAAAGCACCUAAACCAUUAGCAUUAUGGAGAAUCAAACCAAAAUGAGGUCUAUACUGGCUCGGUCGUUGCCCAGGAUAAAAAGGACUGUGGUGGAUGCUGCUGAUUCUGGACAUCCAUCGACAAGUGAGCUACGGAAUCAAAAUACAAAUGAACAGUCACAGAAGCGGCAAAAAUAUACAAUGCCAGAAAACCACUCAGUUAUGAAAUGCUACUAGAAAUCUGAACCUCAAAGGCGUGGCUACCAAAAAAGGAUGCAUCAACUGUGGAAACAAGAGUACCCUGACUCACAGAUAACAGAUAACUGGCUGACCAACGAAGAUUCAUAAUCAGAAACAAAGUGUUCAGUGAAGUUGAACUCAAAGAAAUCCAGAAAAUUUGCAAAGUGAAUCAGACCACAGCACAGACAGCAGCAGAGACUCCAGCAACACUUGGAAUGGUGGAACAGAUUGAACCAGAAGAAAGUGUGGAACUUUUGCAAGAAUUUGAAGAACCAGCACUUGAAACAUCUGUUGAGCCACCGGGAACCUUGACAGCAAGACAACAAGAGCUCAAGGAUAAGAUCAUGGCUCAUGCUACAGCAAAUGCAGUAAGAAAGCGGCUCCCAACUCUAAAAACAUCAAUUGAACAAACAAACCAGUAUGCCUACAGUGCAGCAGUGAUAGUAACAGAAGAGCUUGUGCUCCUACAACCAAGGCAGCCCCAAAGAAAAUUGACUGGAAAACCAAAGUGGAAGGUCAGGCUAGAGUUGAAAAUCAAAAAGCAUAGAUCAGAUGCAAGUAACCUGAAAAAUAUGAAAGAGAAAAAACUGAAGAAUGACAAAAUCAAGCAAUACCUGAUCCGAAAGUACUGGCCGAACACCAGAAAAAUUGAAAAAGCUUUGGAAAUCGUGAAAGAACAAAUUACAGCAGCAGCCAGAAAAAUUGAAAGGUAUGAAGCCAGAAUCAUCCAGUACAGACAAAAUCAACUGUUUCAAUCAAACCAAAGAUGGUUCCAACAACCAAACAACAAACACAGUAAUCAUAAAGCCAAAGAAAACUGCAACAACGAAGUUCUGGAAAGAACUUUGGGAAAAUAAUAAGAACUACAACAAAAAUGCUGGGUGGAUAAAGGAGUUUGAAGGAAAAUUCUCACAGAACAAAAUGGAAUAGAUGGAAAUAACAACUGAAAUGAUCAGCAAAUGAGUGCAAAAAGUCAAUAACUGGACAUUGCCUGGUAGUAAUCAACUUCAUGGAUUUUGGCUCAAACAUCUGAUUAGUUUACAUGGAAAAAUGGCCCAACAAUUCAAUGAGAUGUUGCAGAAAGGAAGUAUCAGUGAAUGGCUAACAACUGGAAGUACUUACCUGAUACAAAAGGAUCCAGCAAAAGGAGCAGCACCAGGAAACUACAGGCCAAUAACGUUUGUUUAAUGUUUAAACUACUGACUGGCAUCAGCUGACAAAGUUCAAGAUUAUCUUGAAGAAGAAAAAAUCUUGCCAGAUGAACAGAAAGGCAACAAACGGAAAAGCAGGGGCACAAAAGAACAGUUAUUGAUUGACAAAAUGAUUCUGGAGAACUGUAAGAGCCAAAAAGCUAAUCUUCACAUGACGUGGAUUGACUACAAAAAGGCCUUUGACUCACUCACACACAGCUGGAUUAUCAAGUGCCUGGACGCCAUCGGGAUUUGUAAAACGUUGGCACCUUCAUUGAAAACAUGAUAGAGCACUGGAAAACUGAACUGUUUGUUGGAAAUGAAAGCUAUGGACUUGUCAACAUCAGAAGAGGAAUUUUCCAGGGAGAUUCAUUGUCCCCUCUGCUUUUCAUUAUUGCCAUGAUCCCUCUGUCAACAAUCUUACAAAAAACAAAUCUUGGCUAUCAAACAUCUAAGAAAUCUCACAAAAUUUCGUAUCUGAUGUACAUGGAUGACCUGAAGCUGUAUGGGAAAACGGAAACUGAAAUCCAGUCUCUGACUAACACUGUCCAAAUUUUUAGCACUGAUAUCAGCAUGGAGUUUGGUUUGGACAAAUGUUCAACAGUGGCAUUGAAGAAAGGAAAAAUCAUUAAAAGUGAGGGCAUAAAUAUGUCUAAUGGCCAAACAAUAAAGUGUCACCAGCCAGAGGCCUAUAAAUAUCUAGGCAUACUACAGCUGGACAACAUUAAGCAUGAACAUGUGAAAACUGUGGUCAGCAAAGAAUACACACAAAGGGUCAGAAAAAUUCUCAAAAGCAAGCUCAAUGGAGGCAACCCCAUUAAGGCCAUAAACACCUGGGCCAUACCUGUCAUAAGAUAUACUGCUGGCAUUAUAAAUUGGACACAGGCGGAACUGGACAAUUUGGACAGAAAAACAAGAAAACUCAUGACCAUUCAUCAUUCACUGCACCCUCGCAGUGAUGUUGACCGGCUAUACCUGCCUAGAAGAUCAGAGGGCAGAGGACACUUACAAGUAAAACAAGCAGUCAAAGAAGAAGAACAUGCAGAAUAUGUAAAGCAAAGUGAAGAACCUGCUUUGAUUGAAGUCAAAAAUCAGAAACUCCUCAAAGUAAAGCAGACAAAAAAUCAGUACAAGAAAACCGCACUUCAAACUAGAGCUGACAGCUGGCACAACAAAACAUUGCAUGGAAAGUUCCUUGACAAAAUUGAAGGAAAAGCUGCUAAGGAGAAGACCUGGCUCUGGCUCACAAAUGGGACCCUGAAGAAGAAGACAGAAGGCCUAAUCCUUGCAGCCCAGGAGCAAGCCAUCAGAACAAAUGCAAUUAAGGCCAAGAUCAAAAAAUCAGCUGAUGACCCAAAAUGCAGACUGUGCAAGGAAACCGACAAAACCAUUGAUCAUAUCCUCAGCUGCUGUAAGAAAAUCGCACAGACAGACUACAAACAGAGGCACAACCAUGUGGCCCAAAUGAUUCAUUGGAACUUAUGUCUGAAGUACCACCUGCCAGCAGUAAAGAACUGGUGGGAUCACAAACCUGCAAAAGUAUUGGAAAAUGAGCACGCAAAGAUACUGUGGAACUUUCGAAUCCAGACUGACAAAGUUCUGGAACACAACACACCAGACAUCACAGUUGUGGAAAAGAAAAAGGUUUGGAUCAUUGAUGUCGCCAUCCCAGGUGACAGUAGCAUUGACGAAAAACAACAGGAAAAACUCAGCCGCUAUCAGGACCUCAAGAUUGAACUUCAAAGACUCUGGCAGAAACCAGUGCAGGUGAUUGGCACAUUGGGUGCCGUGCCAAAAAGAUCUCAGCCGGCAUUUGGAAACAAUAGACAUUGACAAAAUCACGAUCUACCAACUGCAAAAGGCCACCCUACUGGGAUCUGCACUCAUCAUCCGAAAAUACAUCACAAAGUCCUUACACUUGGGAAGUGUUCGACUUGUGAUUUUGUGAUACGAAAUCCAGCAUAUCUAUCUUGUUUGCUGUGUCAUAAUAAAAUAAUAAUAAUAAUAAUAAUAAUAAUAAUAAUAAUAAUAAUAAAGAAACCAUGCAACAAAUAAAACAUAAUAAAAAGUAAUAAACAUGAAACAAGAACAUACAAUUCAAAACAACCACAAAAAUUUAAAAAAAUAGUUACAAAUGCUUUGUCAGCGGGGCCAGAUAUAAUGAGCAGAACUUCAGAGUGGGCAAGACCAACUAUAAAGUGCUAGGCAAAACAAGUGCAACAGAAUAUCAUAGAACUGGGAAGUGGGUAAAGUGCCGGGUGGGGUCCUAGUCAACAACCCGGGGGGUGGGGGGUUAGGACUAAUCUUGCUCAAAAAUCUGCAGGAACCACCAAGUUUUCAGAUCCUUGCAGAAAGAGGAUAGUGUAGGGGCUAAUCUGAUCUCUCUAGGAAGGGUGUUCCAGAGUUGGGGAGCCACCACCGAGAAGGCCCUCUCCCUCGUCCCCACCAGCCGCACUUGUGACAGUGGCAGGAGUGAGAGGAGGGCCUCCCCAGCAGAUCUCAGUGCCUGCACUGGUUUGUAAAGGGAGAUAUGAUUACAAAGACAGGGAGGGCCCAAGUCGCAAAUUGGAGUAAAUUGUAGGAGUGAUGAAGAUAUUUGAACUGGAUCAGGAUCUUGACCCCUUGUUAAUUUAACUUUGAUUGUAAUGUGGGUUGUAUGCUGUAUGUGUAUGUGUUAAAUGUGUUUGUUAAAUGUUUUGAUAUGGCCGAUGGGCUAAACAAUAAGACGUAUGUGUGCACCAUAGGUUUUGAAACUAAACCACGUCCUCAAUUUUUAAUCAAAUAUGCCAUGUUUCAUUGCUCACUGUUGAGUCAUCCAUUGGUACCUGAGAGACAGAGUUGAAGCAUUUCUCUAGAAAACAAAUCCAUCAGAUCCCCCCCCCCCCCCGAAAACACACACACCUAAAUUCUGUUGGAUUAAAAAAAAAGAUUGAGACUGUCUACUUAAAAAGACUAGAAACUCUAGUAAGAUAUCUAGGUGUCUGAUAUGAAAAGAAAAGGGUGGGUAGAAGCUGUAAUCACUUUGGUAUGUUAUGCACCAAUUGUUUACAAUUGUUCACCAAUUGUUUACAAUCAUGUGUAAUUUUAUGAAGCAUUCGGUCAGUCAUUUUUUCUGAAUGUGUUCUAAUUUUCAGCAAGGUUAGCAAGGAAUUUCUUUGGUAAUCUUUUCAAGAAAGAUAAUUUGGUUCUUAUUUUGUUAGUCAUGUCAUGUUCAAGACUCUAGUUUUCUACUCACAGAAUGAUGGAGAACAAACUAUGUUUCAUAAAAACCUGAGUGCAUACGCUCAGCCAAUGCUCAGACAGUAGUUUUUCAAACAUCUUAGAAAAAGAGGGUGAACACAGCUGUAUUGUUUUUAAAAGCACUAUUGCCUAUGUGAACCCUGAUGAUCCUACAUCAAAACAAGUGAAUGAACAAACAGGGCAGAGCUUUGAAAAGUAACCUUCUGGGAUAGGUUACUACAUUUUUGAACUUCACAACCAGUAAAUAUAGCUUCUUAUGUUCUUCUUAACUAACUAUAAUCAAAGAUCUAAUAAAACACAGGGCUUAAGUUCACACUGCUGCCUUUGUUAGAGAAGUGUUUGUGCACUGACUCUUCACUUUUGUUAAGAAUGCCAAAACCUUAUCAGCACGGAUAAUUAAAGGAAGUCAUCUUUUCUUACAAAUUGAUCCAUUUUUCCUCUCACUUUUCCCCUUCAGAGAUUUUUCCAGAUGGCAGUCAAAUGCAAAGCCCAUACUUUUCAAAUUCUGAAAGUUUGUACCAUUAGUCCAGAUUACUUCAAAUUGUUUUCCAAACGUCUUGAUAUUUUUGCAUAACAUUUGAGGCACAAAAUUCAAAGGAAACACAGUUUGGAGUUCUUUUUUUUCCAAUGUAAUCUGCAGAUUGCAGAUCUCGUUCUAACUCCCAAUGGAACUGAGUGCCCAUUUGCAUGAACCAAUUGAGGUAUAAUGGGGUGAAUGAACUCUAUGGCGUCCAUGUGAUGCACAGAGUCAAUUCAGCAUAUGGGUCCUCUUCUGAGUAGCCACCUCUAGCAUUAUGCUGCCCGAUUUUUCUGAAUGGUUGACUCUGUUGUUUAGUGAAAUAGCCUAUUGAAAAUGUUGUGAAUCCCAUGGCUCAGAAUAUUGGUUAUUAAGCAAUCCCAGCUUUUAUAGGUACCAAGCACAUAUUUAUCUGUUAACUGCAGUGAGAUUUUAGAUAGUGGUGCAGUAAGAGAUGAGAUUGCUGCAGUGCCCCAAGGGCCUCCCAAAUGGUGAUUCAGUGAGUGGCAGAAGAUAAUAAUAAUAAUUUUAUUUUUAUAUCCCACCUCUAUCUUCCCAAAGUAAUUCAGGGAGGCUUAUAUGGGGAACAAGCCCAAUCUAACAACAAUUAAAACCAACCAUAGAUUAAAACAUAACUCAAUAAAAUCAAUAACAUUACAAAAGACAAUAACAUAACAUAAAACAGUAUCGUCAGCUGUCCAGUUUUGUCCUUCAAGAACAGCCUUAACACACUGUGGUAAGUAAAUGAAAACUGCUUUACUUCAGCAAACAUAAAGUAUAGCACAUUCAAUGAAAUAAUGCAAAAAGAAACAAGGAAGUCAUAGGGCAAACACAGUCUCUUGGUAAACUCCCAACUCAAACAGUAGUCUUACUUCAGACAAAGAAACAGCAAUAAAUUCAGAUGCAGACUUGAAGCAGGCACAAAGAGGGUGAAGUGAAGGCAUUAGAGUCAAGUUUUUACCAGCAAGAGCUGGCUGCAUCUGCUUCUGCUUUAUAGCUCUGAGUCCCCUCACAGCUGCUAGGGCCGUUCCUAAUUACUCAGCUGCAUUUCUGGCAGCUAAUCUAGCUGAACGACGUCUCUGCUCUGUUUCCUUUCACCUCUCCUGGAAUGAGGGCAAAGUUUCCUCCUCCGAUUCCAACUCACCCUCAGAUUCAUGAAAACUUUCCUGCUCCCCUUCCUCUUCUGAAGAAGAGGAAUCCCUAACAUCAACCAACAAUUCAUCCCGUAAUGAGUACUAAAAUACGAGGGGCAGGGGCUUGUGCAAUAUACUUCUAGAAUAGGACUGGAGGACAAAAUGAAUAAUAAUAAUAAAUUAGAACUGAAAGAGCAAUGUCAUUUAAUGCUAAACAUCCAGGACGAAGGACAGGGAUAAAGUGCGAGGACUGAUGGUAGUUAUAGUUGGGGCCGAAUUUCCUAUGGCUGUUUUAUCAAAAGCACAAGAUGAGAACCCGGAGUGAUACACCUGAAUCAGCACAGGCAUACUCGAGUCCACCAGGAUGUGUGUAGAUUGCUUCAGCAUCCUUUUUACUAAUUUUGGUGUUCCCUGUUGUCAAUUUCUGCAUCUGUAAAGUCUCUUUGGCAUGUAGUUGUACUUUUUUGCCAUGGUGCAAAAUUCAGUUCACAGUGGUAUAAGUGGAAUUCUGAAAAUAUAAAUGUUUUAAAUACAGUUGUACAUUCUUGGAUGAUGUAAAGCUAUUCCUCAGUGCCUUCAGGAAACUAUUUGAUUUAGUUGUUGUUUGUUACCUGCUUCUCAUCACAGUUCAAGAUGGAGUACAACACAAUUAAAACACUGAGAUAGAAAAACAUUACCUUAAAAUACAUAUAUUAAAACACAUAGUACAAAGAUUCAAAUGUAGAGUACUAAUAGAAUGUAAGUUUAAAAAUUAUAGUUUAAAAACUGGCUGGUUAGGCCUACUGGAAGAGAUCAUUGCCUUUAAUGGUGUCUUAAAUUUAGACAGCUAACUUGUAUUCCUUCUGGGGGGUCAUUCCAAAAUGUAGGGGCAACUGAUGAAAAGGUCCACUUGGUUCUUAAAGGAUCUAAGUGCAUGGGGCAUAUUAUAUUUGGUUCAGGUAACCUGAACCCAAAACAUGCAGGGCUUUAAAGGUCACAACCAACACUUUAUGUUUUGCCCAGAAACUAACUGCCAGCCAGUGGAGUGAUUUCAGAAUACGUGUAAUACACUCACUCAAAGAUGUUACUGUGACGAAUCUGGCUGCAAUGUUUUUAAUUAACUGGAGUAUCUAAACGUGGUACAUAUGUAGCCCAAUGUACAGCACAUUGCAGAAGUCCAACCUUGAGGUUACCAGCAAAUCCACAACCAUAUCAGACAAAACUGGUAAGUACUCCUGACGGCUGGAUUCAUUUGGGUGGACAUUUCAAAAGAUGGAUCAAGGAGCAUUCCCAAAAUGUGAACAGACUUUUGAGGGAAGAUUAACCCAAUCCAGAACUGGUUGACACACCUACAACCCUUAAUGGCAAGUCUUAUCUGGAUUCAGUUUCAAUGUCAUCAGCAUAUUGAUAGCUUCUCGCCCUACACCUCCAGAUGAUCUAACCCAGCAGUUUCACGUAAAUGUUAGAAAACAUUGGGGAUUGAAUGGAUCCUUGAGGGAUACCACAUAACAGCUCCUUUUUUGAGGAGCAAAGCACCUCAAGCACCACCAUCUGGAGCCCGCCUAAGAGGUGUGAUGGAAACCACUGCCACCACCUUCUAUAAGAAUACCAUGGUUCAUGGUAUCAAGCACUGUUGAGAAAUUUAAAAUCAUCAACAGGGUGACCAGAACAGUUUCAACUCUGUAUCCUGCUCUAAAGCUAGUUUGAAGUGUCAAGGAAGAGUGUGUUAUCCAAGGCUAUCUGGAGUAGGAGGGUACAGAGGACAUAGCCGAACUACGACGGGAGAGGCCAUUUGCUGCCACCAAAUAUAUUAUAUAUUUCUUUGCUGCCACCAAUUAUUAUUAUAUGUUUCUUUUUCCGCCACCAUUUAUAACAUAUAUCGGCCACCGCUCACCACAGCCAGCACACAGAGAGAUCCAAAGAUGAGGGGAAACUCUGUCUUAUAGAGUAAUGGUUAAUUAAGCAGACAGGCCACCUCUUUAUUAUGUUGAGCAGGAAAACACACAAACAUUUGAGAUGAAGUAAAACAGAAAUAUGUUUAUUUGUACUUGAACAGAAAGGUUGCAUAUUGGUUUCAAUGAAAUAACAGGCUGGUUACUUAAACAGACAAUGGUAUUUUAACUUGAGUUCCUUAGAAAUAUGUUCCCUCAUAAAGGAAUAUAAACAGGUGUCAUGGAACCCAGUUACAGGGCUUUGGUAAUUCAGCUCUGUAACUGGGAGUCAUAACAUAAACAAUCCCAGAAGCACCUGGCAGAAGAAGAUAGAAUACGCCUGGGAACUUGGGGCCGAAAGUAUAAACAAACAUAAUUGGUUUAGUGUGUGAAAAUGGUAGUAAUGUGAUAUUGGAGGUGGGGCUUGAUGAUGAUAUUUACGUGUGGUGUUACGUAGCAUCAAAAGUUAUAAAAAUAGUUGUAUGUAAACAUUGAGUCAUUCCUGACUUUUCCAAAGUCAUGUGUUCUUCAAUAAAGAUUGGAUUUGAGAGCAGUUAUCUCUAA
Molecule: messenger RNA, 16783 nt
Organism: Anolis carolinensis (green anole)
Lineage: Eukaryota; Metazoa; Chordata; Lepidosauria; Squamata; Anolidae
Gene: ldb2
Product: LIM domain binding 2
Exons: 8
Coding region: 280-1413 (377 amino acids)
Biological process (GO): negative regulation of transcription by RNA polymerase II; nervous system development; positive regulation of transcription by RNA polymerase II
Cellular component (GO): transcription regulator complex; nucleus
Molecular function (GO): LIM domain binding
Source: RefSeq, a predicted model, not a curated record